AUGAAAUGGGAAAGAUCCAAUACAAGUGGAAUAUUGAUGUUGUGAAACAAAAAGAAAAUACGUCAAGAACAGCACUGCCUUAUCUACAAAGGAGUGAGUGAUUUGUUGACUGUGGGACGUUCUUCAUCCGGUGAUGGAAGAGGAUGUGUGACUCCUCAGAAAGUCAAGGACAAUCCAAGUUCAAAGGUUGUGAAACAUCUAUUUUCAACAAAAGAGGAAAACAAUGGGAAGACAAGAUCGUCAUUCAAAGAUGCAAACGAAAGACUGAUCAACUAUGUCCAAGCUUCUGGAAUGAAGUGUUCAGAAGACAUGAUGAAAUCGAUUCGAGACGGAAAGUCAAUCGACUUUGAUUCGAUCGCACCAAAGUUGGAUGCUCCAGUUCAAACGGAAGUUGUUGCAAGAGAAACAGAGGUGACUCAAAACAAGAUUCUCUAUUCUGCAAAACUGACCAAUCAUAUGAACAGAGCAGCGUAUUUUGAGACAAACAAGCGAACUGUUAAGUCAAACAUCAUGCUUAAGUUUGUGAAGAAAGAGAUGGAUAUCAAGCUUUAA
Messenger RNA from Cylindrotheca closterium, 552 nucleotides. NCBI's taxonomy places the organism in Eukaryota, Bacillariophyta, Bacillariophyceae, Bacillariales, Bacillariaceae. The record is from the annotation of a GenBank genome assembly.